AUGGCCAUCCUGCUGAGCUCCUCAUUGCCUCUGUUGGCUUCUCUGGUCCUGACAUUGGUACUAGCUGUGAGCCCUGCAGCCAGUACUAAUGCUGAAGUCAGGGAGCAGCUACUAGGUGGAGUGGUGCCAGCCGACCCAAAUGAUAAAGAUGUGCAGAAAGCAGUGAAUUUUGCUGUUAGAAGCUACAAUGAUAGGAACAAUGACCUGUACCUUAGCAAGCCAAUACGAGUGUUGAGCGCCGAACAACAGGUCGUGGCUGGGAUGAACUACUUCUUGAAAAUAGAACUAGGCCGAACCACGUGUACCAAAGCCCAGUCUGAUUUGGCUGGCUGUCCCUUCAAUGAACAGCCAGAUCAGCAGAAGAAAGUAACCUGCGAUUUCCAGAUCUACACUGUACCUUGGGAGAACAAGAUAUCCAUGACAAGCUUCCACUGUCACAGUCCCUGAGGAUCUAUGUCAGGCUACACUGCUGAUUUUCCCUUACUCAAUCCUCUCCUUAAGUUCCUCUUUUCUCAGAUAGGGAUCUCAGCCCCAGAAGAUGUCUCUUCAGACACCAGUGGAGAAGGGUGCUGUAGACAGGCCAUGAACCCCUCAGUGGCUAUUCCCUUGUUCCUUUUCUCUGCUUUUUUUUCAA
Molecule: messenger RNA, 634 nt
Organism: Meriones unguiculatus (Mongolian gerbil)
Lineage: Eukaryota; Metazoa; Chordata; Mammalia; Rodentia; Muridae
Product: cystatin 10-like
Exons: 3
Coding region: 1-447 (148 amino acids)
Molecular function (GO): cysteine-type endopeptidase inhibitor activity
Source: RefSeq, a predicted model, not a curated record